Molecule: messenger RNA, 441 nt
Organism: Toxorhynchites rutilus septentrionalis
Lineage: Eukaryota; Metazoa; Arthropoda; Insecta; Diptera; Culicidae
Product: histone H2B-like
Exons: 1
Coding region: 17-391 (124 amino acids)
Cellular component (GO): nucleosome
Molecular function (GO): structural constituent of chromatin; protein heterodimerization activity; DNA binding
Source: RefSeq, a predicted model, not a curated record
GCGAUACAACAUAGCAAUGGCUCCUAAAACCAGUGGAAAGGCAGCGAAGAAGUCUGGAAAGGCCCAGAAAAGUAUUACCAAGACCGACAAGAAAAAGAAGAAGGUCCGCAGGAAGGAAAGCUACGCUAUCUACAUUUACAAAGUGUUGAAACAAGUCCAUCCUGACACGGGUAUUUCAUCCAAAGCCAUGAGUAUCAUGAACAGCUUUGUGAAUGAUAUUUUCGAACGCAUCGCCGCUGAAUCAUCUCGCUUGGCGCAUUACAACAAACGUUCAACGAUAACUUCUCGUGAAAUUCAAACCGCAGUUCGUUUACUGCUGCCAGGAGAAUUGGCCAAACACGCUGUCUCCGAAGGAACCAAAGCCGUCACGAAGUAUACCAGCUCCAAGUAACUCCCGAGUCAUGUAGCAAAAAAAACAACGGCCCUUUUCAGGGCCACAAA